UGUAAAUAGCUUUUUAAUAAAAAUAUUGCUUUUUUUAUACAGCAACAACACAUAACUGAAUAAAGCUACGAGCAAACUAUAGAAAAAGGAACUGUAAUCUCUUACAAUCCAUGAAUACAACAUCCCUCCAGGAAUAAAAAUAUACUGUAGGCUUGAUAUAAGCAAACCUCUGGACUGAAGGUGGAGACAGAGGCAAACUGGACAGAACAAGACUAGGACAAGUACGUUGUCAGACAAAACAGGCUUGGGCUGGAGCUAAAGGCUCUGCAUGCAUUUGUACUCCAGAAGGGGUUAAUGGUGGAAUUGAAGGUUGCACCAGGUUCUGCCCACUAGUAGGGGCUAAAACAGGAACUGAAGACUCCACCACUGUAUAACAUAGUGUAGUGUUAUAUUGUAAAAUGAGAGUAAAUCUUACUCUGAUUAAUUAUUCUAUAAUUCUAAAGAAUAUAAAAUAUAUGUUUCUAUACAGUGUUUUUCAGUCCUGGAGCAUCAGCUGCACAUUUAUCACCUUUACUUGUCACCCAAUUCAGUUCAUAUACUCUUAAACAUAAAGGUGCUUAAAAGGUUCUUCACAGCGAUGCCAUAGAUAGAAGAACCAUUUUUGGUUCCACAAAGAACCAUCUCUUUCUUGCCUUUUUAUAAUCUUCUUAUGCCACAAAGAACCUUUUGUGAAACAGAAAGGUUCUUCAGAUGUUAAAGGUUCUUUAUGGAACAAUUUAGACAAAAAGGUUCUUCUAUGGCAUCGUGAAGCACCUUUAUUUUUAAGAGUGUAGAUGUUGAGCUGCAUGAUUCCUGCAUGAUAAAAAAAUAUUAAUGGGGAAUUAGCCUUUAUUGAAGCAGAAUGAUAUUAAAGUGCAUAUUGCAGGUUAAAAAAUUUUUUUAAAUGAAUAUAUAACCUUGUAUGAAAAUAUCAUAUGAACCGUUAUUGCAGGGUUUGAAAAUGUUUUACAAGGCAUGAAGGCACAAAUUUAGAAGAAAAAGUGACGCAUUCCUUGACCGUUCUGAAAAAGCGUUUUUUUUUUUCAACAUCGCGUCAUAUUACGUCACGAGAGGGAGUCGUGUGCCACGCGCUGUUGGUGUUCAGUGGAGCGGGCGCGAGUCAGUAUAUUUUAGGUACUUAUUUUUUUCGGUUUAUCAUCGUAAUGGUAAAUUAUUGUGUUUGUGGAGGUUGCACAAACUCCAGUCCAGCCUGUCAGGACAUCGAGUCCACAAGGUUUCCUGACAAGAAAUAGGACGGUGUCUUCCGAGACUCGGUGCGUUUGUGCAGCUGAAGAGACUUAAUGCAUCUGCUUCAAACAACGCGGUGGUGUGUAAUUUAGCGAUCACUGUAUACCGGAAGAUUAUCAUUCCGGCGAUAUGAUGCAGUUCAGCAUGGGAUAUCGAAGCAAGAAGCGGGUGAGACUCCGAGCUGGUGCGAUUCCUUCACCGGGUCCCGGUCCGCCUGUGUUCGGCCGCCGGCGGAGACAUGAUGCUCACGGAUCCGUCAGAGAUGCUGCUCCACGAAAAUCAACUGUGCACCGCUUUGGAAGACGGGAGUGUGAAGAUCUGAAGCAGUGGAGGCCAGCUGUUAUGAACCACCUCUACUGGACUGCAGCUUCCGCUCCUGAUGGAGAUGCAGAUGUGAUGGAGGCCGAGUGGAGAAGCAUGGUCAGCAGUGAAUGUGAUCUAAACGUUUGCUUGCUUCUCCCAGCAUAUGCAUCAGGCCUCAUGGAGUCUCUGAGAGUGUUAUACUACAGGUCACCACAGGCUCCACGACAACACAGCACUGUCUGUCUUCCACUACACCUGCUCCUCUUUCCAGAUCCCUCUAGAGCAGUGGUUUUCAAACUUUUUUCAGAGCGACCCUAUUUUUUUCUUUUUAAAUUGACACGACCCAUAUAUAUAUAUAAGAAGGAUGGAUGGAUGGAAGGAAGGAAAGACAACUGCACUACAGAACGAUCUCGGAAGGAUGCUCUGUUCCAAAAUCAAAUCAUUGUCGGUGCUUCUGAAAUUAGUGAGGGUGCUUUGCCUUCAUACACAUCUAUUCUGACAUAUCAUAUUUUGUCCAGUCCAUAGUUAUGAUUAUCACAAUGUCAUUGCGAUUUUGAGAGAAUAUGCGGAUAUCACUUCCGAAAGUUUGUUGCAACUUAGUAAGCCACAUUGGUCCUCUUAGCAGCAUGAAAAAUGAAACUUUUAUUCAAAUUCUGAAUUGAGGCUAUAUACAGCAAAGAAAGUGCGCAAAGUGCUGUCACUCAUUUCAGUUUAUCGCGAUCUCUAAUGAGUGAAUCUGUCAACACGGCACAAUUAAUCUCUUAUUUACAUCACCUACACUUUGUUCAUUAUAAUCAGAGGAUUCGCGUCGCGAGCUUCCAGAUCUCUGGACUGAACAAGAACACUCGCGUUCUGAGCGGUGAGUGGAUUCUGACUCACUAAAGCUCCUCUGAUUGGCCAUUGUGUUAUAGAAAUCAACAGAUAUGUCCCUGAUUUGCUACAAUGUACAACGCUGCAAAAACAGAGCGCAAACACAAAUACAAAUUUGAUUCUGACCUGAGGUGGCUGCCGGUUACUUUUGUUUUGUUGUUUAUGCUAUUUAGUUGCUUCUACAUACGUUUUCCUUAAAUCAUCCUGGCGACCCAUUUUUUAAGUCUCGCGACCCACCCGAGGGUCACGACCCAGGGUUUGAAAACCACUGCUCUAGAGGAUCAACAAGAUGAGGCUGUUGGAUUGUGUAUCUAGCACAGCAUUCACGAUUUAACACACUUCAACAACACAUUAGUGUGAUACCCAGACUGAAAGAUUGUUAAAUGUUUUUAAAUGGGUUCGAUGGUAUAUUUUUCUUUCGGUAGUAUAUGUUUGAUGCACACACAUAUAUGUAUAUGUAUGUAUGUUAAUUAACAGUUGCAAUGUUGUGUUUUUAGUUGGGUAUUAACAGUGCUAUGAAAUAACAUUUAUGAUUUAGUGCUGUAUAAAUAAAACUGAAUUGAAUUAACCAUAAAUGCAGAUCUGCUUGAUAUAUAUCUAAUGUAAACUUCAUAAACAAGUUUUUAUACAAUAAGACAAUUUGUGAUUGUGAUUUUUUUAUUGAUGGUCAACAAAAUGGGGCCAUUCAAAACCUUUAUAAAGUCCUUCUUCCUCUGUAAACUGUCUUCUAAUGUCUGACUCAACACAUGCAGGUAAGGGCUGCUCAGAGCACCACAGGCCCAGCGGACAACUUGUCUGUAUGCUGUCAAUAUUGACUGUCUUAUACCAAUGGCAUCAAAAAGUGUGACUUACAGGUAGUUGUGACCUACUUAAAUAUAGGCAACUUGUAAUUGAAGAAGACACAAUUAUUCAGAUAGUUUUAAAAUGGUUUUCAAAUCUUUAAUAUACUAUGCAUGUAUACAUACAAGUAUUUAGCUCAGAGUAAUAAAUGAUCUCUGCCCUAAACACACUAAUGUCUGCUGGCCUGGAGAGGUCCAUGCUCCUGUCUGAAGUGCAUAUAGGUUAUCUGUAGCACAUAUGGGUUCAGACAGCAAGCCUCAAAGCCUGGGUGCAGAGUCGGACACUACACAUCAAGUGUGGGGGUCACAUUCUCCACUAAAGCC
This is a messenger RNA of Onychostoma macrolepis, 3563 nucleotides long. RefSeq lists its product as uncharacterized. NCBI's taxonomy places the organism in Eukaryota, Metazoa, Chordata, Actinopteri, Cypriniformes, Cyprinidae. The record is from RefSeq and is a predicted model, not a curated record. The transcript is spliced from 2 exons. Bases 1357 to 2055 code for a protein of 232 amino acids.